AUUUUACCGCAAACGUCAGAAGUAACGUAUGACAGGCCCUUGUGUAGACAGAAAUGUUCAACAAGAAGCCACGGAGGAACUUUCGCCAGAGAAAACAGACCUCCAGCGAGGAUGAGGACCAACAGAAGAACGGCGGAGAAGGAGAUGAACCCGAAGAGGCUCCGUCGGUGAUAAACAAGCCUUCCAAAGCGGCGCAGAGCCGCGGCAUCUCCUGCAGCUCCAAGCGGGAAGCGACACCUCCGCAGGCGGACAGCAAUGAUGGAGAAGCCGCGGCAGGGACGCUGGAAGCGACGGAGGACAGAGAUGAUAAAGAUGGGACAAAGACGACGAAAAGCUCCAUCCUUAGUUUUACAGACGACAAAGAAGCAGAAGAGUCAACUUUUAAACUAAAGAGGUCCUCUGAUAAAGCUGUGGUGUUUCAAGCCAGGAAGAAGGAGGCUCCACCCACCAAGACGAGCCGCAGCAAAGCUUCUGGGGGUGCAGAUGCUCCACCAUCUGUUUCUCCCAGUCAUGGAGACAGCAGUGAGGCUUCACCAUAUUCUCAGCAUAGUGAUGAUGAGAAUAAUAACGAUGAUGAUGAUGAUGAUGACGACGAUGAUGUCAGCAGUAACGAUGGUGACAAUGACGGUGAUGGAGGUUUUGCUAGAUCAUCUGCAAGUAGCUCCAACUCUGACUCCAGCUGCUCUGCUGCCAAACCAACCGUUAUCCCUAAAGCAGAGGAGAUACACGCGGCCAGGAGGCAGCGGCGCGCGGCACGAGCCCAGAAGGGGUUCAUACCGUUGGGUCGAGAUGGCCGGAGCUCCGCUGGCAGCACCCCCGACCACUACAGCCGCGACGAUGAAGAGGACAGAGUUGAAAAUGACGACGAUGAUGAGCCAGACGACCAUGAGAAAAGAAUCGAGUUCGCCCCCCGAAUGAAGAGCAUCAGGGAGAGGAUUGCAGAGAAACUAGGAGGAAGUGAUGAAAGUCUGUCAGGAACUGAUGAGGAGGAGCAGGAACUUUGGGAGCAGACACAGAUUGGAAAGGGAGUCAACAGACGACCAGGACAACAGAGUCCGUCUGGCAGCGAGUCCAGCAGCUACAGCAGCAGCAGCAGGCCGGACAGAGGAGGACACAAAAAGAGACUAACAGGGGCUAAGAUCCCAAAGACUCUUCCUCUCGUUUCUGUCUCAACGGUGAAGAAAAGGAUCACUAAAAAACUGGACUCCCUGAAGGAGGUGUACAGAGCGCGGCAGGCGGAGCUGAGGAGGAUGGCAGGCGACGCCGAGAACGCCCAGAGUUCAUUAGAGCUGCUGGAGGAAAGUUCCUCUGAGGCUCAGCUCAGGUUUUACCGAACCAUGAUCCUCUACGUCCACAACCUGGUCGAAUGUCUGCAGGAGAAGAUUGUUGAAAUCAAUGCCUUGGAGCUGGAAAUGCACACACUGUUGUCUGACCACAUGGAGGCGCUGUUGGCUCAGAGGCGAAAGAGUAUAAAAGAGGAGGCUGACCGCCUGCAGCAGCUCAGCUAUAACACAGAGGAACAGACUGGCAGCUCUGAUGUUCAGUGUGAGGUGGCCAGUAAUCUAGAAGAUUUUCAUUUACCUGAAGAUGACAAGCUUUCUGCAGAAGAGGAGGAGCAGCUUCAGGAGAGAAUAUCUGAUAUCCAGUCGAGAGCUCAGGCGGUGUUUGCUGACGUCCAAGACGACUUCUGCGACGUUAAAAAGAUUCUGUCUCGAUUUGAAGAAUGGAGGAGGUCGUACUCUGACUCCUACCACAACGCCUACAUUUCUCUGUGUCUGCCCAAGCUGCUCAACCCCAUCGUUAGGCAUCAGCUGCUGACGUGGAACCCGUUAAAAGACGUUGGUGGAGAAUUUGAAAACCUCCCCUGGUUCACAGCAGUGGAGACAUUUUGUCACGGACACGGCCACGAGGAGCUGGAGCACACAGACAGACAGACGCUCUCUAACGUCAUGGAAAAGACUCUUCUACCCAAAAUAACCAGUCAUGUGGAGUUGGUGUGGGAUCCUUUUUCCAACCAACAAUCUACCUGCCUGUCCGCUGUCUGCCACAGGCUGAGGGAGGAUUACUCCAUCUUUGAAGGCGAGCAGAGUAAACUUGUGAAGGGAUUUAUUGAAGCAGUGGUUCAUAGGCUCAGAAGCUGUGUAGAUGAAGACGUCUUUAUCCCCUUGUAUCCAAAAAAGCUGCUGGAGGACAGAUUGUCCCCACAGCGUCGCUUCAGAGAUGAACAGUUCUGGAUGGCUGUAAAACUGCUGGGGAAUAUGGGGAAAUGGGAUCUGCUGCUUCCUGAGUCCAUUUUGAAAGAACUAAUGUUGGACAAACUUCUGAACCGAUACCUGAUGAUCACCUUGUCUAGUGAGACACUGUCAAGCAGAGUUGUUUCUGCACACAGAAAGAUUGCAGAAUGUCUGCCUGACUCUUGGUUUGAAGGAGAAAGCGUCUGUUUGCCUCAGCUGCAAAAUUUCAGGAACACCAUUGUUCAGAAAGUUCACAGCCUCUGCAAACAGCAGCCGCCUGAAAAUCCCACCAACAGGUCUGCUGUGGUCGAAGAGCUGAAGGUUCUCAGCAGGUUGAGAUGCUAUGACUCCAUCUUGGCUCUAACCGGAAAAUACCACUACGAGGACGCCGUCUACUCUCAUCAGCUACUGAACCAGGAAAGAGAAUGAACAGGAACUGGAUGAAAUAAUAAAGACUCAAGUUAAACUAAUAAUCAGUAAAACACAUGCAGCUGUACAACAAAUUAUGAUUUUAGUCGAUAUAUUUUUGUUGUUUAAUACAAAUUGUUAUAUUUUUAUGAAUAAAUGUUGGAAUUUUGUUUAUUUCUGAA
Messenger RNA from Gambusia affinis (western mosquitofish), 2824 nucleotides. RefSeq names its product GC-rich sequence DNA-binding factor 2 (gene gcfc2). Gene Ontology annotation, biological process: mRNA splicing, via spliceosome. The record is from RefSeq and is a predicted model, not a curated record. The transcript has 18 exons. Gene Ontology annotation, cellular component: nucleus. NCBI's taxonomy places the organism in Eukaryota, Metazoa, Chordata, Actinopteri, Cyprinodontiformes, Poeciliidae. Gene Ontology annotation, molecular function: DNA binding. Bases 54 to 2663 code for a protein of 869 amino acids.